This is a messenger RNA of Patella vulgata (common limpet), 4229 nucleotides long. RefSeq names its product diphosphomevalonate decarboxylase. The record is from RefSeq and is a predicted model, not a curated record. NCBI's taxonomy places the organism in Eukaryota, Metazoa, Mollusca, Gastropoda, Patellidae. Gene Ontology annotation, biological process: isoprenoid biosynthetic process; isopentenyl diphosphate biosynthetic process, mevalonate pathway. The transcript is spliced from 12 exons. Gene Ontology annotation, cellular component: cytosol. Gene Ontology annotation, molecular function: diphosphomevalonate decarboxylase activity; ATP binding. The coding region runs from base 162 to 1340 and encodes 392 amino acids.
UCAUUGUCAGAUGUUGUCUGCUAGCCAAUGAACGAUUUUGUAAAUAUCACGCCAUGUGUUGAAAAAUAUAUUUGCUCAAACCAUUUAGUGUCAUUACUGAUUUCAUUAAAAUCUUUUCAUCUGCAUAGAAGUCAAAGAUUAGUCUAUUCGCCAGACUAAAAAUGAAAACGGUAACAUGUACAGCUCCUGUGAACAUUGCAGUCAUAAAAUACUGGGGUAAAAGAGAUGAAAAUUUAAUUCUUCCUGUCAAUUCAUCAUUAAGUGCCACAUUAGGACAGAAUGAGCUCCGUGCAAAGACUACAGUAGCUGCUGACCCAAGUUUUACUGAAGAUAAAAUGUGGCUAAAUAACAAAGAGCAAUCUGUGAAUACUCAAAGAAUACAAAAUGUUUUUAGAGAAAUCAGAAGAAGAGCCAGAAAACGAAAAGGAGAUGGAGACAAAUCAAAAAUAUUCAGUCAAAAAAUUCACAUAUGUUCUGAAAAUAAUUUUCCAACAGCCGCUGGAUUAGCAUCUUCAGCAGCAGGUUAUGCGUGUCUAGUAUAUUCGUUAUCCAAACUAUUUGAUGUAGAUGGAGAAAUAUCAGACAUUGCCAGGCAAGGAUCAGGGAGUGCUUGUAGAAGUAUUUAUGGUGGUUUUGUUGAAUGGCAAAUGGGUACAAAAACUGAUGGCUCAGAUUCUUUUGCUAAACAAAUAACAUCAGCACAACACUGGCCAGAAAUGUGUAUUCUAAUUCUUGUGGUAAGUGAUCAAAAAAAACAUACUGGCAGUACAGAAGGUAUGCAGACCAGCGUACAAAACAGUCGUCUUCUUGAAAAACGUAUUGAAGUAGUUCCUGAAAGAAUGACUAAUAUAACAAAAGCUAUUAAAGAAAAAGACUUCCAUACAUUUGCUGAAAUUACCAUGAAGGAUAGUAACCAGUUUCAUGCUAUCUGUUUAGAUACAUAUCCUCCUAUAUCCUAUAUGACAGAUGUAUCAAGACAAAUAGUUAGAUUUGUACACAGUUUUAACAACCAUUCUGAAGAAACCAAGGUUGCUUAUACAUUUGAUGCUGGUCCGAAUGCUUGUUUAUAUUUAUUAGAACAAGAUUUAGGGCAAGUUGUUUCUCUUGUGAACCAUUUUUUCCCGGCACAAGAUAAUGGAUUAAAUUUAAAAGUACAAGGUCUUCCUGUUUCAAUUGUUAAACCUUCACAGAAGGACAUUGAUGCCUUAUCACUUCCAGUUUUACCAAAUUCUAUCAAAUAUUUAAUAAAUACAAAGGUUGGUGAAGGUCCUCAAAUUCUAUCCGAUCCCAGUGAGAGUCUACUAACUGACAAUGGUCAUCCCAAAACAUUAUCUAGCUAACAUUUUAUUUACUACAUAGUAUAAUAAAUGGCAGCAUUAUAUAUUUUUUAGAUAUUGGGAAAUAUCAUUAUCAUUUUAUAUAUCAUAUUUGUUGUUCAAGUAAAUCAUUAAAGAUGCAUUAUGGCAGAUUUUUAUUUUGACUUCAAAUGCUAUAUAAACUAUUAUUUAGACGUCUAUUAUCAUGACCAUACUCAACUCUUUAGACCAUCGGAUGGCAGAGAUUUAAAUAGAUUAGAAUGCCUGCGAGAUUUAAAAAUAUAAUGAUAAAAUGGAUAAUUGAGACUUAGUCUCGAUUGACAAGUACAUUGUUACGAAAAUAAACUAUCUAUGCUACAUCUUCCAACACUCAUAACUUCACUCCGAAUAAAGUAAUUUGAAUGAAAUUUUCAAUAUAUUCAUUAUCUAUUUUUGAACUAGCUGUUUAUCCAAAUCUUACAUAAUGCAUCUUUAAGACAGUGUCAUUUUUUACCAUAUUGACUUAUUUUUCACCCAACAUUACUAUAAUAAUGACUAGACCACAGUCAUUUGUUGAACUAUAACAAGCUGAUUAAAACACAGAUCCUAUUUUGUUUCGUUUUUAUAGUUCAAAAUUUCGUUUUACUUGUCUUUACUGCACUAAGAUCUGGAACAGUUGAUAUCAUUGACCUGUUCUGAAUGUUGUGAGAGAUUAGCCAAUGAAACGCUCUGUUACGGCGAGCUUUAGGCGUGUUUUACACGGAACUGUGGGUAAUCCACUAGUAACAUCAAUGCUGAUUGGUUUAUCAAAUGUCUGACGUCAUAGGGUAGCGACUUAUUGCUACAACCAGUCAGAUCUUCAUGUAGUAGAGGCCAUCAAAAGUAUAAAAAAACGAAACGAAAUAUAGAUCUGUAUUUUAAUCAGAAUGGAAUUACCAGUACUGGUUUGCUCUUCACAAAGGCUUUUAAUUCCACAUUUUUAAGGUAUCGAAAUUUUAAACAAAAAACUGUUCACGGAACACAAGUGGCUCUUUAUUAAAGAUACAUUAUGGGAGAUUUGAUAACGAGUUGGCAGUUCUCACUAUAAUAAUUAAAAACUAGAUAACGUAAAGGCAAUUUGCUGAAAAUUUCAAUCAAAUUGAUCCACUAUGAACUGAGAACUAAGCAAAUGAAAUUUCUGCCUAGCCUCGGUCAUCAUUACUAAAGUCAGUACAUGUACGUUAAACAGCAUAGUCUCGAUUAUCCAUUUAAUCGUUUAAUCGAGAAGGAAAGUUAUGCAGUAAAUCGGAUCACAAUCCACUUAAGAUCGCAGGCUAGCGAUGCCAUCUAGAGUUGAUUAUGCUUUGGAUAAGUUAAUUAAUGUCUAAUUAAUAAUUUAGAUAACAUUUCAGGCCUAAUGAAAGACAUGCAAUAGACAGAUUUAGCUCUUGCAUAAUGUAUGUUUAAUCAAGAUCCUGAAGAAAUAAACUUAAAUUAGGUUUUGGCUAAAGAGCUUGUCCCAUCACCUAUCAAAAUAUUCAAAUCAGAUCAGCUAAAGUCAACAUUUUAUUUAUUUUUACAAUUAUCAAAAAAGUUUAGCUCCUUUAAACUAAAUGAAGAAAGAAAAAAACAGUUAAAUUGUUGUAAAGGUGGUAAUAUUGACUAUAAAAACAUUCUGGGCUUGAUAAUCAUGGAUAAAAAUGACAUAUUGUUCAACAAGCAUCAGCUGAAAGUCUUGGAGAAAAGUGCAUGCCAGCAUAAACUAUAUACUGGUAGAAGACAAUGGGGACUUUAGGUGAUCAAAACUUUAGUUAGGAUUGAUCAGUCCAAAUAAUUUUUGGACUAAUAUACCUUUUAUGAAGACUUGUGUAUAGUCUAGCUCAAAGUCUAUAUUUUCCUUUAGUCUGGUGUACCUUAUAUAUAAUGUUUAAUCAAACAAGGGUAUCAGCUAUGAAAAGCAUUAUUAAGAAAUGAAUAUGAAUGUUACUAUAUUUCACUAUAUUUUAUUAUUUAUACAUAACACCAUAGAACCACAAACAAUUUUACAUUGUUUUAAAGUGAUCAAAUGUUAUCUUUUUUUUAAUAUCUGUUACUGAUGUAAGUAUUAUAUAACUUAAUAUUGCUUUAGUUCCAGUUGUCUGUAUUAUAUAAUACUUUCACCAAAUGCCUUUUAAAGAUAUUAUACAUGAUCAGUAUGGAGAUAUGGCGAUUAAAGAGAUCAAUAAGUUGUCUGACAUCUAUAGGUUAUUAUUUAUUAUGAUAUGUCUUUAUUGUUUUAUAUCAUUCCAUUAACAUCACACACAUUAAAUUGUUAGUAAAACUAUUGUUACGCAAUUAAUUUGACCCAUUUUCUUGUCAUGUGCACGAAUUGUGCUUUAUUAUUUGUGGGUUUUAAAUACAUAUUUUGACACAAAAGGGUUAAAUAUUUAACUGAAAAUGGCAUAUUUGGCACCAAUUGAACGUCCAAACAAUGAAACACGGUAGUAAUUAAUGUGGUAUUAUUAUGAGUUGGGCUAUGGAGCCGCAUUUCGUAGUCAACACUGAAUUUAGAGGUGUGCUGGGCCCUCCAAAGAAGGGUAUAGAUAGACCAAAUUUAGGGCACGUUUUGGGGGUGGGGGGCAGUGCAGGAAAUUUUAGGGUCUGUGUUCUAAAGAUCUGAACAUAAACGAUAGUUAGCAACAAUCAAUCUAUUAAAAUACAUAUCUAUCUUUCGUUUCGUUUUUUUUUUAUACUUUUGAUGGCUUAAACUACAUUCCGAAGAUCAGACCAGUUGUACUGGAAGGUCGCGUCAGGGGUCAUACGAGAGGCUUUUGAUCCUAUGAUGUCAGACAACUACUCUUCCAGAUCCUAGUGUUGUGAAGACAACUAAAACAAAAUUUUGAACUAUAAAAAACAAAACGAAAUAGGAUCUGUGUUUUAAUCAGAUUAAAAGCAUUAUUGCACCAAUCACAAUCA